Molecule: messenger RNA, 3933 nt
Organism: Oncorhynchus kisutch (coho salmon)
Lineage: Eukaryota; Metazoa; Chordata; Actinopteri; Salmoniformes; Salmonidae
Product: consortin
Exons: 5
Coding region: 200-1162 (320 amino acids)
Biological process (GO): positive regulation of Golgi to plasma membrane protein transport
Cellular component (GO): plasma membrane; trans-Golgi network; transport vesicle
Molecular function (GO): connexin binding
Source: RefSeq, a predicted model, not a curated record
CCCCCAUCUCAUCUCUCCCCCAUCUCUCUCUCUCUCUCUCUCUCUCCCCAUUCUCUCUCUCUCCCCCCAUCUCUCUCUCUCCCCAUCUCUCUCUCACAGACCCAGUCCUAGAACAGAGAAGUGUGAGGCUGUGGACUCUGUCUCUGUGCGUGUUGAAGAUAGAUGUCCUUCACGCAGCUCAGUUGGUUGUGCAUCAGUGAUGGAGGAGGACCAUAGAGUAACAGACUCCACCCUCUCCCAGAGCAUCUACCCAAUCAAACCAGCUGCUGCCCUGAUGAACAGCCUUUGCUUUAAUGACUUUGCAGCUCUGGACGUGGCACAGAACAGCAGAGACUCCGAGAGAAUUGAGGGUUUCCAUAGAGACCGUCUUAUUGACAGCUCCCUCGCCAAAGGGGAGGAGAGGGAGGGCAGGGCUGAGUUCACAGACUCUCGGAGUGAAGGAACAGGACAGCAGACGGAGAGAGAGAUGGAACACACCACUCAGGAAGGAUACGCGGGGCCUGACCCUCCUAUAGAUGGGGAAAUGAGCCGAUCCAAACCUGAGGAGCGGCUGAGAGGAGAGGAAGAACAGGACGAGGUGGCAGAGGAGGAGAAGGAUAGUGACGUGUGUUUUAAAGCUCUAGAGGAGAUCUCAGUCUUGGCAGUGAAGGAGCAGCUCACACUGAAGGAGGUGCUGCAGGAGGAGGACCAGAUUGAGGAGCUGUGCGAGGAGUAUGUUCAGGAAGAAGACAUGUUUGUUGUGGAGAUUAUCAGAGAUGGAGCUGCGUCUCUCGAUGGCCUGGCCAAACUCAUCACAGUGGAGAUGACCCCUGCCCCUAGCCUGGUGUCCAUCCUGAAGAGGAGGAGGAGUGUGUGUGUGGAGAAUGUGUGUGUUGCUCCCUCCUCGGUCCCGCACAAACAUCCUGCUAAGCGCAGGGUCCGCUUCAAAGUACCUGAUGACGGCUUUGACCAGGACCAGGUGGGCGGAGACUCGUGCCUGCUCCUCUUCCUGCUCUGCCUGGUUACCGUGGUGAUCAGCCUGGGAGGCACUGCCCUCUACUGUGCUCUGGGCAACACCCACUCCACCGUCUGCACCGACUUUUCUCGGAACGCGGACUUCUACCUCGCACAGCUGCAUCGUGGAAUGGAUCAGCUCCGACACUGGCUGACCCCUGGGUUUUAGCUGACCCCCAAGGAGGAGAGAAGUUAGGAGAUGAAGGAGAGGAAGGAGAAUCCCUUGUUUUGCAAGGUGGAUACUCUCCUUUCUCCAACUUGGACAGGAUUUCUCUCCAUGUCCUCCCGUUUUCCUCUCUCUCUCUCUUUCACUGGCUGGCCAGUUAAUGUGUGUGAUGGGAGAGCGAGUGAUGGAAGGUGUAUGUGAUACUAGUAGCCUGCAACCACACUAACAGCAGCCUAAGACAUCUGCAGCGCUGCCUAGUAGAACUAGUAGGACUGACAUAGGACCUGUAAUAUACUGGACUACCUAUAGAUUUUAACUAUACACUACUGGACAUAGAGCGACUCUGUGUCAGCACAGAGGAAGGGAUAGACUGGGCUAGACUCAUUACCACUUAGCUCGGAUCCGCUCACUACCAUAUGGAGACGUCUGGAUCCUUCAGGCAUGGACAACACCGCUCACAUGUGCAAACAAGAAGCGGCCAGUCAGCCUUUUUAAGAAACCACCUCGGCUCUUUGUUUAUGGACUCCAUUUUGUAUCUCAACUGCACUUUGAAUGUGAACAAUUGUGCUCUGGUCAGAAACAUGAAAUAAUGUCUUAAAAAAUAUUAUAUUAAUGAACGUUUUGUUUUAAUGAAACAAAUUAGACUUUUCUUUAUGUUCCUCACUGUUGAAGAUUCUUACGGAGUGUGUCAGGGUGUUUCUUUGGGCUGAAGUUAGAAGUUGCUCCUAACCACAGAUCUGAGAUCAAAUCUUAACCUUAUCCUCAACCAGAAGGGGGAGGAAAUGUCUGACUCUGUAUCAGUAGUAAGGGCCAACUUCUACAACUUCUGUUUCAGGGUGUCUGGGAUUAUUGGGUUGUUUUUGGGGUACAGAUUGUGGCGUUGGCCCUUGAUGGCCCUCAAUGACCAUAUAUGCAACAUGGACAAGAAAGCAAUACGUCUGUAAUCGUGUUCAAGAAUGUUUAGCGCCCUAAGGGUCAGGUCGGUACUAGAAGAGGAAUAUCUGUUUAGCUGAGAAUUGUCUUUGCUCAGGCAUGUGUGUAUUUAUCUUUAUUGUGAAAUAAUUAUGGGCAUGAUCAGUAUUACACCGAGUGCAUUACCUCCUGCGAUCAAUGGACUUUGGAUUUGGAUCAAUGGAUUUGGAUCAAUGGAUUUUUACUUAUUAUAAUUUUUGUGCUCAUUGUUAUUUCUUUUAUUUCACGCUUUUUAUUAGUCUAUUUAAUCUGUUUUACUGUCUGUCAGUCGGCGGUAUGUUUUAGUUUUGUCUGGCGUUCAGUAGACGUGUCACAGUGGCUCCUAUGAUAAUGUAAUGAUGAUGUAGUCGGCUGGGCAGUGACUCUUAGGCUGCAUCCCAACAGUCUAAAGUGUUUUCCUCUUCUUGUCUCCUCUCUUUCAUCUCCUCUUAUCUGAAAACACAAGACAGGUGAAACAAACUGCAAAUAUUCAGAACUGUAUUCAAAUGGACAAUAUAGAUAUGCAAUUUGCUUUCGUCUUUCAAGGUUCUUUCAGAGGGGGGAAGAUGAAGGAGAAGAGACGAGGGGAGGAUGCCACAUUAGAGUAUUGAGAUGCAGCCUUGGUUUUAAAAUGAUUUGCACGUGUCUGGCUGGUCCAGAUGACUCUGUCUUACUGUUUGGAUCUGAAGUAUUUAUAUCAUAUCUGCACGUGGGGAGAGAAAAAAAUGACCUUCUGUUGUUUUUCUCGUUUUGGCUUGAUGUGGUUAUCGUUGGUUGUUAUUUUCCCUUGUUUUGUUCUUGAAGACUAUGUUUUGAAAAAGAGGAGUCUCUUUCCAAGGCUCACCAGUUAAAGAAUGCCAGUUGGAAAAGUCAGAACAGAAGCGGAACAGUCUCCAUUUUCAACUUUUCAUCUCUGUGUAUGAUGACAUGUGAAGACGAUUAGCUAAUGUGUGUCAUUGUGGCCAAUGCUGCGUUCAGAACCAAGUGGGAAGGUGGAAAUUACCAGUUGUGAAUUUGUAAUUGUGAGUUUGAUGCUUUCACUUGCUUUGAACUUGUUGAGAAACGCUGAUUUGCUUAAGGCAAACAAGCUGGGUCAAACAAACUAAAAGUAUAGCUAUCAUGCUUGUAAACAAAUUCUAGUAUAUUAUAUAGUAUAUUAAUAGAUUGCUUUUUACAAAUAAUGUUUUGUUGCAUUUAACUACCGAAAAUGCUGUUAUCGAGAUAAUAAUUUCCUUAGUAGGUGACGUUCAGCAUGUGGGAGAAGUCGGUGCUCAGGGAUGAUAGUUUCUCACUAGUAAUUACAAGUUGGAGGGCCCGGUCAUAUAUGGUAAGCAUUUUACUACACCCGCCAUAACAUCUGCUAAAUAUGUGUAUGUGUAUGUGACCAAUAAAAUUGGAUUUGAUUUGAAUACCACCUUCCCACUUAGUUAUGAACACAGCAUCAAAUCUUUCUUUGCAGUCUGUGAAGAAAACAAUGGGCAAGUUUGUUUUGCAUGGCCUGGUACCCCGGAUGGGUGGAGUUUGUUCAUUUGAACCAUUCCAUUGGCACUAAGAGAAAUCUCUACCCACCUGGGGCACUGGGCGAAAUGAAACUCAUCCAUUGGUCAAGUUUGUUUUGCAUGGCCUUGUGCCCCGGUGGGUGGCGUUUUCUCAUUUUAAACCAUUCCAUUGGUCCUUAAGUGAAAUCUCUACCUACAAAGUGCACCGGGCUUUGCAAAACAAAUCACCAUUGAGAGGGAUGACUGUGGUGAGUACCUUUUAAACACCUGUUUCUCUCUGUUGAUUGGUUAAUAAACCUCACUGUGGGGACUGAUCUGACACAA